This is a messenger RNA of Nelumbo nucifera (sacred lotus), 1585 nucleotides long. Its product is annotated as succinate--CoA ligase [ADP-forming] subunit alpha, mitochondrial. Gene Ontology annotation, biological process: tricarboxylic acid cycle. Gene Ontology annotation, cellular component: mitochondrion; succinate-CoA ligase complex (ADP-forming). Lineage: Eukaryota; Viridiplantae; Streptophyta; Magnoliopsida; Proteales; Nelumbonaceae. The record is from RefSeq and is a predicted model, not a curated record. Gene Ontology annotation, molecular function: succinate-CoA ligase (ADP-forming) activity; succinate-CoA ligase (GDP-forming) activity.
AAUAGAAAAUAGAUAUCGGGAGAAAAGAAGGGAAAUUAGAAAAUUUCAUACAGGCUCUCUCCCCUUUUUUCCAUCAAAAGCAUAUUCACGUCUCGUCUCCAGCGGAAACCUACAAAGUGGCCUUUCUACCGGAGCAUUAUCGGCAAAGCAGACGCAGAGGUAACAAAGCAAAACUAGAAGCAAGGGGAUGGCGCACCUAUCAGCUAGAAAAACCAGCAAGAUCCUCAGCUCCUUGGCUCCAAGGUUCUGCCUGAGCAAGGCCAUUCUCUCGUCCGCUCUUUCUUCACUUUCUUCGUCCCAGUGUCGCCAUUUCGCCGCCGCCCCAGUGCCACCUCCUGCCGUGUUUGUUGACAAGAACACUCGGGUCAUUUGCCAGGGCAUUACCGGAAAGAACGGUACCUUCCACACUGAACAAGCUAUCGAGUAUGGCACCAAAAUGGUUGGUGGGGUGACACCAAAAAAGGGUGGAACUGAGCACUUGGGACUUCCUGUCUUCAAUACAGUUGCUGAAGCGAAAGCGGAAACAAAGGCAAAUGCAUCAGUCAUUUAUGUUCCUCCUCCAUUUGCUGCAGCAGCUAUCAUGGAGGCCUUGGAGGCUGAAUUGGAUCUAGUUGUAUGCAUCACAGAAGGAAUCCCUCAGCAUGACAUGGUGCGAGUGAAGGCUGCUUUAAACAAGCAAUCCAAGACCAGGUUGAUUGGGCCAAACUGCCCAGGCAUUAUCAAGCCAGGAGAGUGUAAAAUUGGAAUCAUGCCUGGGUACAUUCACAAACCAGGACGUGUAGGGAUUGUUUCUCGAUCUGGUACCUUGACGUAUGAAGCGGUCUUCCAAACAACUGCUGUUGGCCUAGGUCAAUCAACCUGUGUAGGCAUUGGUGGUGACCCUUUUAAUGGGACCAACUUUGUUGAUUGUAUGAAUAAAUUCCUUGUGGAUCCUCAGACUGAAGGUAUCAUUCUAAUAGGAGAGAUUGGAGGGACUGCAGAAGAGGAUGCUGCUGCUCUGAUUAAGGAAAGUGGGACUGAGAAACCUAUUGUUGCAUUUAUUGCUGGACUUACUGCACCACCUGGCCGUCGUAUGGGUCAUGCUGGAGCUAUUGUGUCAGGUGGAAAAGGUACAGCCCAAGAUAAAAUCAAGACCCUCAGAGAAGCUGGGGUUACAGUUGUUGAAUCUCCGGCAAAGAUAGGUGCUGCCAUGCUUGACGUCUUUAAGCAGCGGGGUCUUUUAAGCUAGUUUCGAUGAUCACAUUUGGGAGACUACAGAACUUUAUUUUACAGAAUCUAGGAGCCAUUGAAAGCCCUUGCAUUCGUCUUUCAGAUUAUUAUUGGGGUUAUGGCUCUUCUCAUCUGCAUUGCUUGAGGUGAAGUUCCAAUGUUCCUUUUUUUUAAUUAUUUUUAAUUUUCAGCAUGCGGUGUUGGAUAUUUCAAUAAAACUCUUUCAACAUCAACUUCAAAAUUGUACUUACCUUUUGGAGAAAAGCUAUUUGAUGCCAUCCUAUGCCAAAUAGAAGCAAGUUUGCCAGAACAUGGAAAGAGGUCCGCCAUUGUAAUGUCUUGAUAAACCAGUUGUCUAAACUCUAAAUUACUUGGA